CAAACGCACAGGCGGUCUAGAUACUUCCGGAACCCUACCGGAACCGGAAGUUGAAGGAGUUGUAGAAGGGGUGGGGUUGAAAAAUCAAAAAAGCGCGGCGAAAGCUGGAGGCCAGGGCCGGAGCAGGGGCGGUGGUCCCUAGACGGGGCGGGCGCCUGUCCCCAUGGACUCCACCGCCUGCUUGAAGUCUUUACUCGUAACCAUCAGUCAGUACAAAGCCGUUAAGUCAGAGGCGAACGCCACUCAGCUUUUGCGGCACUUGGAGGUGAUUUCUGGACAAAAGCUGACACGACUGUUUACAUCAAAUCAGAUAUUACCAAGUAAAUGCCUGAGUUGCCUGGUAGAGCUACUUGAAGACCCAAACAUAAGUGCUUCACUGAUUUUAAGUGUUAUCAAUUUGCUGUCUCAACUAGCUGUAGACAAUGAAAUCAGAGACUGUCUUCAGAAUACAUACAACCUGAACAGUGUGGUGGCAGGAGUGAUCUGUCGCAGCAGUGCGUGCCAUGGCGAUUCAGUGCUUUUGCAGUGUAUUCAACUUCUACAGAAGUUAACAUACAAUGUCAAAAUUUUCCAUUCUGGUGCCAAUAUAAAUGAAUUAAUUACAUUCCUGAUAGAUCACAUUCAAUCUUCUGAAGAUGAGUUAACAAUGCCUUGUCUAGGAUUAUUGGCAAAUCUUUGUCGGCAAAAUCUUUCUGUUCAAACACAUAUAAAGACUUUGAAUAAUGUGAAAACCUUUUAUCGAACUCUUAUAGCCUUCCUAGCCCAUAGCAGUUUAACUGUGGUUGUGUUUGCACUUUCAAUACUGUCCAGUUUGACGUUAAAUGAAGAAGUAGGGGAAAAGCUAUUCCAUGCACGAAACAUUCAUCAGACUUUUCAACUAAUAUUUAAUAUUCUCAUAAAUGGUGAUGGUACUCUGACACGAAAAUAUUCAGUUGACUUACUGAUGGAUCUCCUUAAGAAUCCUAAAAUUGCUGAUUAUCUUACCAGGUAUGAACAUUUUUCUUCAUGUCUUAAUCAAGUAUUAAGUCUUCUUAAUGGGAAGGAUCCUGAUUCUUCUUCAAAGGUUUUAGAAUUACUUCUUGCCUUCUGUUCAGUGACUCAGCUGCGCCAUGUGAUCACGCAAAUGAUGUUUGAACAGUCUCCAUCUGGCAGCACUGCUUUGGGAAGCCGUUCUAAGUGCCUAGAGCCUACUGCCUGUCUGCUUCGGUGGUUAAACCUACCUUUGGAUGGAUCAGAACAGUGUUCUGUUUUAGCUUUGGAGUUAUUCAAGGAAAUAUUCGAGGAUGCCAUCGAUACUUCUAAUUUGUCCUUGCCUGACCGAUUUGUGACCCUUCUGCUGCCUACAAUCCUUGAUCAGCUUCAGUUUACAGAACAGAAUCUGGAUGAGACUUUAAUAAGGAAAAAAUGUCAGAGGAUGGUUAAAGCCCUUGAAGUUUUAUUAACUCUUUGUGGAGAUGAUACUCUGAAAAUGCACAUUGCGAAAAUUCUGACUACUAUUAAGUGUACCACUCUGAUAGAGCAACAGUUUACACAUGGCAAGAUUGAUCUGGGAUUUGGAACAAAGGUAGCAGAUUCUGAAUUAUGCAAACUUGCUGCUGACGUAAUUUUGAAAACUCUUGAUUUAAUGAACAAACUUAAACAGUUGGUUCCUGGUAUGGAAGUAAGUUUCUACAAAAUCCUUCAGGAUCCACGUUUAAUUACUCCUUUGGCUUUUGCUUUAACAUCAGAUAACAGAGAACAAGUACAGUCUGGAUUGGGAAUAUUAUUGGAAGCCGCUCCCCUGCCAGAUUUUCCUGCUUUAGUACUUGGAGAAAGUAUAGCAGCCAACAAUGCAUAUAGACAACAGGAAACAGAACAUAUGCCCAGGAGACUGCCUUUGCAAUCAUUAAAUCACAGCUUCCCAACAACACUGAAGUGUUUAACUCCUCCCCUGUUGAAAGAUAAUGUCCCUGGAUUGAACAUUGAGGAAUUAAUAGAAAAGCUUCAGUCUGGGAUGAUGGUAAAGGAUCAGAUUAACGAUGGGAGAUUAUCUGACAUAAUGGAUGUGUACGAGAUGAAACUAUCCACAUUAGCCUCCAAAGAAAGCAGGUUACAAGAUCUCUUGGAGGCAAAAGCUCUAGCUCUCGCACAGGCUGAUCGACUGAUUGCUCAAUAUCGCUGUCAGAGAACUCAAGCUGAGACAGAGGCACGAACACUUGCUAGUAUGUUGAGAGAAGUUGAAAGAAAAAAUGAAGAGCUUGGUGUGUUGCUAAAGUCACAACAGCUUGAGUCAGAAAGAGCUCAGAGUGACAUUGAGCAUCUCUUUCAACAUAAUAGGAAGUUAGAGUCUGUGGCAGCAGAGCACGAAAUACUGACAAAAUCCUACAUGGAACUUCUUCAGAGAAAUGAAGCAACUGAAAAGAAGAAUAAAGACCUACAGAUCACAUGUGACUCUUUGAAUAAACAAAUUGAAACAGUGAAAAAAUUGAAUGAAUCACUCAAGCAACAAAAUGAAAAAUCUAUUGCCCAAUUAAUAGAGAAAGAAGAACAGAGAAAAGAAGUCCAGAACCAAUUAGUUGACAGAGAAUGUAAAUUAGCAAAUUUUCAUCAAAAAGCAAAAGUACAAGAAGAAAAGAUUAAAGUCUUACUAAAGGAAGGGGAAGACAAGGAAGAAACCAUUGAUAUCCUUAGAAAGGAAUUAAGUAGAACUGAACAGAUGAGGAAGGAACUGAGCAUUAAGGCUUCGUCCUUAGAGGUUCAGAAGGCCCAAUUAGAAGGUCGUUUGGAAGAGAAAGAAUCUUUGGUGAAACUUCAGCAAGAGGAGUUGAAUAAACACUCUCACAUGAUAGCAAUGAUCCACAGUUUAAGUGGUGGAAAAAUAAGUCCAGAAACUGUGAAUCUUAGUAUAUAAACAUUAUGACAUUUUGUAAAUUGUGAUCUAGAGAUAUUUUUGAUGUAUUUAUGUGUUUGAGGGGGGUGGCUAAAGGAAGUAAUCUGUGACUUCAAACCAAGUGGAAAUUAUUAUUUAAUUAUUAAUUUAGUAAAGAUCCUAAUUUGAUGCAUGUUUUAUUUGGUCAUUUGAAUAGAAAUUCUUUUCAAAGUUUCACUUUCUAUUUUAGCUUUUAUUGCUUGAAGAUUUCUUUGGGUCUUGCAUUAGAUUAUCCUUCCUAAGAAAUCUGUAUUGUCUUUUUAAAGUUCUAUUCUCUUUUGCAUAUCUAAUUUAUUCUCAUAUGUAAUUAUAAUUAUGGGUUGAAAAACAAGAAAGCCAUUUCUUGAUAUGACAGUAUGUUUUGAUAAAUGCAUCAUUAAGUAAAUAUACUUAAAUUAAGAGGACUAGACAUCAUUACUGGAUAAUAUCUUGUACAACCACCAAGGUAAAUGGGCUGUAUUAGUAGCUGUAAUGGCAUUGCAUAGAACACAUGACAGUUUUAGUUUUAAAAUUACAAUGUCUUGAUACAGCAAUCUUAAAGAUCAGUAAAUUAAAAACAUAACUAUUAGAGAUGAUACUAGAGAAUUUUAUCUGUAAAAUAGCAUAAAAGAAAGUAUCAGUGAACAUAAAAUGAAGUAAGAUACAAGUUCUAAACUUGAAAAAAAUGUAGUGAAUAAUUAUCACAAUGUACUAAAGUUAGGAGAGAGCUGCUCUUUUCCAAAGAUGAUGAUGUCUCAUAAAAAAAUACUUGUAGAAUUACUUGUAAGAUAUCUUCAGUUUGUAUUUUCUGUUUUUAAAAUGCUAUUUGUCAUACCCAUAUCACUUCCAAUUAUGAAUUUAUUGUUAUGACUAUUAGAUAGGAUAAUUUGGAUUCUACCCUUGCUCUAUAGUUAGCACUACAAUAUACAUUUAAUUUAUAGUGUUCAUUUGGGCCAUUUGAUUUUAAAACAUAGUUUAAAUAUUCAUGUAUUUCUUUUGAACAAGUGAGUUAUUCAGUACAAAAGUACAUUUAAAUUGAUCUAAAUGUGCUUCAGAACAUUUUUAUGUCAAUUAUUCUGAUUGAUUUUAUUGGUAUGUUAUUGCAGUCUAUGCUGUUCUGCAUCUGUUUGACUUAGGUGAGUUUAAAUUCUGAUUUUAAACUAUAGUAUAUCUGAGUUUAUGUUUAGAAGUUAAAGCAAAAUGUAUUUUGUUAAUUGCAUUAAGGAAUACAAAGCUAAAUCUUACAUAUUUAUGUACCUUUUGUUCAAUUCUGAAAUGCUUUAGAAGUUUUCUACAAAGUAGAACAUUUUAAAUUACUACUUUAGAGGUAAAUUCGGUUUCUUCAAAUUUCAUGCAUUUUAAAUUACUAUGAAAAAAAUCAUUAAAUGGAUAGCUAUAAUUCGAGCAAAAUGUCCUGUAAAGUGAAAAGAACAAAACAUUAAUUGAGUGAAUGAAUUUAAAACUCCAGAGAAAAGCACUGUUUCAACAAUUUAAGCAUCUCUUGACAUUGAAUCUGGUCUAGUGUGAUCCAGUAGAAUUCCCUGCGAUGAUAACGGUGUUCUGUAGCCAGGCUGACCUAUAUACCACAGGACAGUGAUGGCAAAACACUUAGGAGACAAGUACCCAAACUGCAGCCCAAGCCCUAUUUACUUAUCACAAAGGGCCAGUACUGCAAUUAAACCUGAAUACUAAGGAUUUGGUUUAGAUAAAAGAACUCGUACAUUAGCAUCUUUUAUCUUAAAAUCAAAGAACGUAUAUGCCGUAGGUUCACCACCACUGCCAUAAGACAUUAGCCAUAUGUAACUAUUGAGCAUUUGAUUUUAAUUAAUUUUAAUUUAACAUCUUAGUGGACAAUGCAGAUCUAACCUGUUUUUGUAAGAAUUCAUUCAUUAUGAAUUUAUUGCCUUACUUGUGAUUUUUGUUUUAUUUUCUGAGCAAAGAUCUUACUAUGUAGGCUAAGCUGGCCUUGAAUUUAACUCCAAGUGCGGGAGUUACAGGCUUGUGCCACAUACGUAACACAAUUUUCAUAGUCUCACUUUUUCUAUGAUUUUUUCCCCCACCAUUUCAGUUACGGUCAAUCAUGAUAACUCAUAGUUCCAUUUACUGUUUAUACUUCUAACUUGAACAAAUGAAGACUUUUUUUUUUAAAGUUGGCUGAUUUAAAAGUUUUUAGUAACUGGGCACAGUGAUACCUAUAAUUAAGAUACUGAGCUAGGAAAACUGCAAGUUGAAGGCCUACUUAGGCAACUUAGCAAGAUCCUGUUUCAAAAAUUAGAGUGGCAUAGCAAAUACCAAAACUUAAAGGGUCUGAGGGUAUGACUCAGUGGUAGAGCACUUGCAUGACAUGCAAAAGACUCCAGGUUUAUUCUCCAGUAUUGCAAAAAUAAAGUUUAUAGUAAAGUUUAUUCAAUGCCAAAACAAAAACAGUAAGAAUGUAAUACUGUGUUUUAUAGUGAUAUUACCAGAUUAGUGUUUGGGAGGAGUCUAUCUGUAUGCCAUAAAGAUUAAUUACCUUAAAAAUAUAAAGAGAUUGUGUUUUGUGUUAGAACUGUUAUAUUAGUUAGGCCUCAUGAGACAUAAGGUCUCUAUCUGUCUUUUUGAGAUAGGGCAUCACUAUGCAGUUCAGGCUGGCCUUGAGUUCAUUUGAGGUCCAUGUCAUAACUAUUCAGUCCUGCAAUUGUAGCACUAAAGCAGCCACAAAAGAUACUUAAAAUAUUCAAGGCUGUUUUCCAAUAAAAGCGUUAUAAACAAAAACAAAGAUUUACUAUUGAAUAUUAAAUCUGCUUACUAAGAAAUAUACUUAUUUAUUUCAUAAGCUUUGUCUCAAAAAUUAUUUUAUUUGAUCAUAACAUAGGUACUUUUAUGUUUUCUCUUGGCCUGUUCUUUUACUCUUUACAUUUAACUUUUAUGUUUAUAUAUAAAAUAUAUGAGUUGUAGUUGUUUAAUUAGGUAUUCCUUUUAAUCUAUUUUGACAAAAUAAGUACUAUUACCAUUAUACUCUUACUAUACCACUUAAUGUGAGAUGUAUAAAAGCAUAUCAGACCAUUUAUCUUCUCAUUCUUAAUGCUGUAGUUGAUAUAUGUAUUACAUCUGUAUGCUUAACUAAUCCCCAAAGCAACAUAAUUUUUUUCUUUAAACAGUUACUUAUAAAAAGUUUGACUCUCAAAAUCAUCAUGUAUUUACCUAUUUGUAUGCAGUAAUACAAAAUAAUGUAUUUACUAUAGCAUAACCUUUUUAUAUUUGAAAGUAAUAAAUGACUUGUAGGCAGAUACUGCAAGUACUUGUUUCUUUCCCAACCUUCAUUUGUGAGGUUAAGCAUCUGUUCAUAAUUCUUGCCUGAAUCAGUUGUUACUCUGAUGUUUUAUCAAGUGAUUCUUUUAACUUAUGAUGAUAAAAAAAUUGAACAUUUUUGUACCAUAAUGUACCAGAAAUAGCAGUCUUAAACUAUAUAAUUUAUCCUACCAUUAGGCAAAUUAAAAUAUAGUACACUUACAGUUUUACAGUUUCUUGGGUGGGGGUGCACUCUUAGACGCCAAGAAUUUGAGAUUUUCUUUUCACAGUAAAAUAGUAGCUUUUUUUUUAAACUAUGCUGAAUCUAUAUAUGUAUGUGUGUAUUUACACACACAGAUAGGCAUAUCUCCCUCUUAAACUACACUUGUCUUUUGGACAUUAUUUUCCUUCCCAAACUUUUAAUUUGAGAAUUACUCAUUUAAGUCAUGAAUUUCUCAGUCAUUCUUGCUUUAGCUCUCUCUUUGAUGACCAUUAAAUAUUAAAUGUGUUAUUACCAACAA
Messenger RNA from Cavia porcellus (domestic guinea pig), 6678 nucleotides. It is a transcript of the gene Cip2a, whose product is annotated as cellular inhibitor of PP2A. The transcript is spliced from 21 exons. Lineage: Eukaryota; Metazoa; Chordata; Mammalia; Rodentia; Caviidae. The record is from RefSeq and is a predicted model, not a curated record. Bases 164 to 2890 code for a protein of 908 amino acids.